AUGUUUGAAGGGUUUGGACAAAAUAAGAAGCGUAAAACAACGAAGUUAGCUACAGAGCAGUCAUUGGCACAACAACCAUGGGUUGAAAAGUAUAGACCCAAGAACUUAGAUGAAGUGACAGCUCAAGAUCAUGCAGUCACCGUCUUGAAAAAGACACUACAAUCAGCCAAUUUACCUCAUAUGCUGUUUUAUGGCCCUCCAGGGACUGGUAAGACAUCUACCAUUUUAGCAUUGACCAAAGAAUUGUAUGGUCCAGAAUUAAUGAAAUCAAGGAUUUUGGAGUUGAAUGCUUCUGACGAACGUGGUAUAUCUAUUGUUAGAGAAAAAGUGAAGAAUUUCGCAAGAUUAACGGUGUCUAAACCUAGCAAACAUGACCUGGAGAACUAUCCAUGUCCUCCAUAUAAGAUUAUCAUUCUUGAUGAAGCAGAUUCAAUGACCGCAGAUGCACAAAGUGCUUUGCGUAGAACAAUGGAAACUUACUCAGGCGUAACGAGAUUCUGUAUGAUUUGUAAUUAUGUGACAAGAAUCAUCGACCCAUUAGCAUCCCGUUGUUCAAAAUUCAGAUUUAAAGCUCUAGAUGCCAAUAAUGCUAUUGAUCGAUUGAAAUAUAUUAGCGAACAAGAGAACGUCAAAUGCGACGAUGGUGUUUUGACAAAAAUCUUGGAUAUCUCUGCGGGAGAUUUGAGAAGAGGCAUUACGUUACUGCAGUCCGCUUCGAAGAGAGCACAAUACUUAGGUGACGGUAAAAAUAUAACAUCGAUUCAAGUAGAAGAAUUGGCUGGUGUGGUACCUCAUGAUGUUUUGGUGGAAAUUGUCGACAAAGUCAAGAGUGGUGAUUUCGACGAAAUUAAUAGAUAUGUGAACAUAUUCAUGAAAAGCGGUUGGUCAGGUGCAUCGGUGGUGAAUCAGCUACACGAAUACUACAUUACCAACGAUAGCUUCGAUACUAACUUUAAGAACCAAAUAUCUUGGUUACUGUUCACUACGGAUUCGAAGUUGAAUAAUGGUACCAAUGAGCAUAUUCAAUUACUGAACUUAUUAGUCAAGAUAUCUCAGCUGUAA
This is a messenger RNA of Saccharomyces eubayanus, 1062 nucleotides long. RefSeq names its product replication factor C subunit 2 (gene RFC2). The record is from RefSeq and is a predicted model, not a curated record. Gene Ontology annotation, biological process: DNA-templated DNA replication; DNA repair. The coding region runs from base 1 to 1062 and encodes 353 amino acids. Gene Ontology annotation, cellular component: nucleus; DNA replication factor C complex. Lineage: Eukaryota; Fungi; Ascomycota; Saccharomycetes; Saccharomycetales; Saccharomycetaceae. The transcript has a single exon. Gene Ontology annotation, molecular function: ATP binding; DNA binding; ATP hydrolysis activity.